AGUGCUCGGCUCUGCACACACCAGGCAGCAGCUCCCAGGAGAUCAGCCCAGCGCCGCAAUGCCGGAGCCCAGGGAGAGAAAAUCCAAGAUCACAGCCUCGCGCAAGCUCCUGUUGAAGAGCUUGAUGCUGGCAAAGGCCAAGGAGGAGUGGGAGCAGGAGAUCGUGGACAAACAGUCGGAGAAGGAGAGAUACCUGUCUGAGCGCAUCACCCCCCUGCACACCAGCGGGCUCUCCUUGAGCCAACUCCAGGAUCUGUGCCGGGAGCUGCAUGAGAAGGUUGAGAUUGUGGACGAAGAGAGAUAUGACAUCGAAGCAAAGUGCAACCAUAACACCAGGGAGAUUAAAGACCUGAAGCUCAAAGUGCUCGACCUGAGAGGGAAGUUCAAGAGGCCCCCGCUGCGGAGGGUCCGCGUCUCCGCCGACGCCAUGCUGAGGGCUCUGCUGGGCUCCAAGCACAAGGUGUCCAUGGACCUGAGAGCCAACCUGAAGUCUGUCAAGAAGGAGGACACGGAGAAGGAGCGCCCCGUGGAGGUGGGUGAUUGGCGCAAGAACGUGGAGGCCAUGUCGGGGAUGGAGGGGCGGAAGAAGAUGUUCGACGCCGCCAAGUCCCCCACGGGACAGUGAGAGGAGCACCAGGACAGAAGAACAUCCCCAACCCUUCUGGCUGCCCCCUGACCCCCUGCCUUGCUGCCCCUCUGCCCUCUUUGCACCAUUGCCCUGAACUCCCCACUGAGAUGAACCACGUGGACAACCACCUGGGAAGGAGAUCUGAGCUUCUUCCUUUCAGCUCUGCCUCUCUCCCCACUUUCAGUCUCACCCACACAAGAUGUGCUCUUGGAGAGGCCACCAUCCACCAUCCCCUCCCAGCUCUGCAGAGAGGGGACAGCCCUGCUCCCCGCGCUCCCAAACCUCCAGCGCAGCCCAAGAUGUGCCCAUGCAGCUGCAUGUAUAUUAAAGGAUGGUCUCUGGGGCCGAACACUG
This is a messenger RNA of Gallus gallus (chicken), 982 nucleotides long. It is a transcript of the gene TNNI1, whose product is annotated as troponin I type 1 (skeletal, slow). The coding region runs from base 59 to 625 and encodes 188 amino acids. Gene Ontology annotation, biological process: muscle contraction. The transcript has 9 exons. Lineage: Eukaryota; Metazoa; Chordata; Aves; Galliformes; Phasianidae. Gene Ontology annotation, cellular component: troponin complex. The record is from RefSeq and is a predicted model, not a curated record.